AUGAUGCAGCAGUUUAUGUCGGCUAAAAUCUUCUCGCUUGGAUCCGUGCUCACCCUCUCGGCCGUGGCCAGCGCUGCUUUGGCUGCACCUCAGGGCGCUGCUCGUCUACGUCGCGAUGUCUCCGAGCUGGUGGAUGCCGCAGCCAUGGAAUAUGUGCCACCGGCAACGGAGUAUUUGCCCGCUGAUGCCACCGAGGAGCCGAGUGCUGUGCGUGGCGACGAAGGCUACGAGUAUCGCACGGUGCGACGCCUCAAGCUGCGUCAUCGCAACCGUCGCGAUGUUUCCCAUUUGCCUGGUCAGCAGUAUUUGCCGCCUCCUAGCAACAGGUAUCUGCCACCUGCCGUGGUGCCAACACCAGCUGCACCUGCUGCAGCUGAUGACACCGAGGAGGUUGUCUCCGCUGUGCAGCCCAAGGUGGCCAACGAGUAUCUGCCUCCAGCUGUAGAGGAGCAGCCAGCCAGCACUGAGGCGCCCGUUGAGGAAACGGAAGCUCCAGCUCCGGCACAGCCCUUGGUUGAGGAUCAAAUCGUGGUCGAUGUGCCCACAGCUGAGCUACGUGACGAUGGCUAUCAUUAUAAGCAGCCCAUGGAGAUGCCCGCUGAGCUGAAGGAGGCCGCCAAGGAGUACUUGCCGCCGCUCGACGAUGCCGUUGUUGUCGAAGGCCCUGCCGAUGGCGAGAGCUCUGUGCUUACCAAGGAUGGCUAUCAAUAUCGCGCCAUUCGUCGUUACAGAUUUUAG
Molecule: messenger RNA, 738 nt
Organism: Drosophila hydei
Lineage: Eukaryota; Metazoa; Arthropoda; Insecta; Diptera; Drosophilidae
Product: fibrous sheath CABYR-binding protein
Exons: 2
Coding region: 1-738 (245 amino acids)
Source: RefSeq, a predicted model, not a curated record